CACCGGUCGGACAACGCGUAUAUAUAUAAGUACAGCCGUUACGACUCUUGCACUCAGUAAGACACGCACGAGGUAAACACGUCGUCACGAAAUAUCGCAAAUCUUGGCAGUUCCGAGAGAAAAAGUGUCCGACGUUGCAGAGGAAUACUGGAAGGAAUCAAAUGCCUACUAACAGCAUGAACGUCAUCAUUUUGUUUACAUUGAUGGCAACUUGUGUGGCUACGCCGAUUUUCGUCGCUCAUCCCACAACAGUGCUCGCUCAUCCAGCUGUCUUAAUUAAUUCUGCUAUGGAAGAUAAUUUGCCUAACGAAUUGCGAAAUGAUUUUUAUAAAAAUUCCAACAUUGCAGCUGGUCUUGCUAAAGAGUCCUGGUUUAUUGAUAAAGAAUCACAGGUACUUGAUAGAGAAACAGAUAAAAUACCCAGGGAAAAAAUCUACAGUGUGCUACAUAAUGCCGGACUAGUUCGUAGAUAAUAUACAGACAAAAUAAACAAAUAUCCAAAUAUAUAAAUGUAUAAAUUAUACAAAUAUCCAGUAAAUGCGUUUUCAGCUUAAAAUUAGAAUUUCGAUAUACAUGCUUUUAACUCGCGUAAUAUUAUUUUGUGUGAUACAAUAUAAAAUACUGUUAAAACUUCUUCUACUGUCUUAAAUAAGUUAAUAAUUACCUGUGCUUGUAAUAAAAGGUAUUACAAGAAA
Molecule: messenger RNA, 695 nt
Organism: Odontomachus brunneus
Lineage: Eukaryota; Metazoa; Arthropoda; Insecta; Hymenoptera; Formicidae
Exons: 3
Coding region: 162-473 (103 amino acids)
Source: RefSeq, a predicted model, not a curated record